Messenger RNA from Cyprinus carpio (common carp), 1522 nucleotides. RefSeq names its product ras-related protein Rab-15-like. Gene Ontology annotation, molecular function: GTPase activity; GTP binding. Gene Ontology annotation, biological process: Rab protein signal transduction. NCBI's taxonomy places the organism in Eukaryota, Metazoa, Chordata, Actinopteri, Cypriniformes, Cyprinidae. The record is from RefSeq and is a predicted model, not a curated record.
AUCAGUAUCAAAAUCGUGAUGCUGUGUGCCCGUAAUCUCCACCCAUUUCCUGAGGUGUGAAGGAUGUCGGCGGAACGCACGGAGAGCGUUCUGUAGCUCACCGCACCCAGCACCUCCACAGCAGCAGCGUUCCUGACUGAUUUCUGCUCACAUCGACUCCUGCUUUUACCUACACAGUCUUUCGGGGAAUCGGCACGUAAGCACGGACCGGUCGAUGGAAAAAGCGAGAAGAUGAUACUGUGAAGAGGGUGGACAUGGAAACCCGACGCUGAGUUCCUUUAAUUGUGACCAUAAGACACCAUGGCCAAACAGUAUGAUGUGCUGUUCAGACUCCUGCUUCUCGGAGACUCCGGUGUUGGCAAAACCUGUUUAUUAUGCAGAUUCACGGACAAUGAAUUUCAUCCCUCUCACAUUUCCACCAUCGGUGUCGAUUUCAAAAUGAAGACUUUGGAGAUAGAUGGCAUUAAAGUGCGAAUACAGAUAUGGGACACAGCAGGUCAGGAGAGAUAUCAGACCAUCACUAAGCAGUACUACAGAAGAGCACAGGGCAUUUUUCUGGUGUAUGACAUCACAAGCGAGCGCUCGUUCCAGCACAUCAUGAAGUGGGCCAGUGAUGUAGAUGAGUAUGCCCCUGAGAAAGUGCAGAAGAUACUUGUUGGGAACAAGUCUGAUGAAGAACAGAAGAGACAAGUAGCUACAGAACAGGGAAAUAAGCUUGCCAAGGCUUAUGGAAUGGAUUUUUUUGAGACAAGUGCCUUUACCAACCACAACAUCACAGAGUCUUUCACCCGAUUGGCUGAAUUAGUCUUACAAGCCAAUAAGAAGGAUCUUGAUUUGUUGGGAGGAUCCAUGAAUGAUGAGUUCAAUCUAGCUGUUUUGGAGGAGCAGGAAGGAUUGUGUAAUGUUAGCGACGACACCCGCAAGUCCUGCUGGUGCUGAGGACAGGAAGUGACAUGACUACUUUUUCAGUUAUUUCCAUAUUUAUGUUGCAUUUACAUUUUGAAUAUCAUUUAGCAAAACUGACAGUUAUUGUUAAACAGUGUUUGGUGCCUUUAAUGGCUUAUUUCCUGCUGAUUUUUAUGCCUAUUAUUUCUUAUUCAUUAUUUAUUUUAUAGUUACUAUAAAUUAAGGUGGAACGUUAACAGAAUAUCGUAUAUGUAUAUUAAGAUUAUUUUUCAGGUUUUUUUCCUCAUUCUGAAAAACAAGAUCAAAAGGCCACUGCAGGGCAGUUGUACAUUAUUUAGUUACACUCAUUCAAGCCACACAUUCAGAGUCAGUCGUACAUUAUAUUAAAUUUAAAAUAUAAGGCAGCAUUGAUCAAAUGGUUUAUUCAAAGGAAUAGUUCAAUCAAAAAUACAAAUGUCAUGAAUAUUUACCCACCCUCAGACUAUCCACUAUGUAGAAGAGUUUGUUUCUUCAUCACAACAGGAGAAAUCUAGCACUACUUUUUACUUUUAAUUUAGCAUCACUUGCUUACCAAUGGAUCCUCUGCAGUGAAUGGGUGCCAUCAGAAUGAGAGUCC